AACGUCACCUUUCCCGUUCCUUGUCGAAAUCUCUCCCGCAUGGCGACAAAGAGCUUACCGCAACACCCUGGUGUGACCACGGCCCUCAUCAACAAUCUACCCACGGAAAUCCUGGAUGAAAUAUUCACGCUCUAUUAUAGAUCGAAAAUCUUCUCCCCUCUCACACUCAAACUUGUUUGCCAACAAUGGUGUCAGAUUGUCGACCGCAUGUCUAUCGUGUACAGCGACAUUCUGCUGGCUCCUGACCUUGGACAACUCCCGUUCGAGCUGACGGUGAUAGGGUGCCGGACCUGCUUUCGUGAAGCAGAUGUAUACGAUACAGAGCUCGACAAAGAUUUAAUUGACUUACGAUGCAGGUCACUCAACGUAUACUGCCCAGUUGUUCUCGCGGCCCCUCUUAUAAAAUCCAUCAACAAUGCUCCAAACCUCGAAUCUUUCAAGGCGGGUGCAUCUUCUCAAGAUUGGGAUCGUGACGACGAUGAAAUGCACAUAGCUAUCAAUCAUGUACUACUCAAGAAGCCACGACUACUCAGGAAGCUAGGGUUGUUUCACGUUAACGAGUUCGAGCUUGAUGAAAGCAAACGAGAGGUGUUACGGUGUCUCGAUAGCUGCAUGCUCCGUGGCACCUCAUUAUUCUCUGACCAACCUGUCAAGGAUCUGGUUUCAGGCCUUGAAAAUGUAACCAAGAUCCAGUGGAAACUACGGGCCAACCCACCCCCACCAAUUGACCACGCUCAAGCUGGUGGGACUAUUGGGAGACGCAAACGGUUAUCCCUUCGAGAUACCUUCUCUACGGCGUUUACUACCUCUAUAUUCGCGGAUCCUCUCCACCUGAUAGACUGGGAGGGCUUGGAUCAAGAGAUUGCAAUG
Acaulospora colombiana is the source of this 870-nucleotide messenger RNA. The record is from the annotation of a GenBank genome assembly. Lineage: Eukaryota; Fungi; Glomeromycota; Glomeromycetes; Diversisporales; Acaulosporaceae.